AUGCUCACUGCGCAUGCCUUUCUGAGCACUUGUCAGCUUCGCGCCAAAGUCGACGACGUUGGUAAGAGCGAUUUGCCGGCGUCUUGGAAACAGGAGGACGUGAGCGAAAUCCUUAGUUGGGAGCCGUGGAAGUACCGUUCGAUCAGGCACCAGAGAGCGGGGAACUGCUCAGAGGAAAUUUGCAAAAUUCUGAACAACAACAGAGAUACCCAAUUUUGCGUUUCACCAAAGGGUUUGAGAGACAGCUUGAAAAUCCUAGAAAGGGAUUGGCAGGGCAGGAAGAGAGAAACCGAUAAGGGCUCGGGAAUUUCCAAGCAAUAUCGAGAAUUAGAUCAGAUCAUGGAAGACUAUCUAGAGAGAAGAGAUGAGGAAGAGACUAAACACACCAAAGAAUCAGCUGAGGAUCGAGACAAGGAGGAUAAAGAUAAAGCUACAGGGGAGGAAAUGAGGGAGAGGGCUAUAGAGCGGAUAGCUCAGGCUAUGAAGCGAAAUGGAAAAGAUGAACCGCGAAAAAAACGUCAAAAAAGCAGUGACACACUUAACUAUCUCAGGGAGGCAGCAGAGAGGGAAUCAAAGUUAAGGCAAGAGGAACUAGAAAAGAGAAAGCAAGAAGAAGCUACCAUGGCUAAUAAGCAGGCACUGCUUUCUCAGCUGCGAGAUCAACAACAUGUACAGAUGCAGCAGCAGCAACAACAGCAACAACAGUUUAUGCAGAUGAUGCAGAUGAUGCCGAUGAUGCUUAACAGCCAGCAAGCACAAUCUCAGGCAAUUACUGAACUUUUAAGAAAGACACAAUAG
Messenger RNA from Stylophora pistillata, 798 nucleotides. RefSeq lists its product as uncharacterized. NCBI's taxonomy places the organism in Eukaryota, Metazoa, Cnidaria, Anthozoa, Scleractinia, Pocilloporidae. The record is from RefSeq and is a predicted model, not a curated record.